CAGGGAUCAGCUGUUAGAGCUUAGAGCACCAUUUAGAGCACACACCAGCAACGGCAAUGGAUCACCUCUUGGAGGCAUACGCUAGUAGUAGCUCCGACGACGAAAAAAUCGAAGAAAAUGACCCGAAACCUGCCGUGUUGGGGGCAUUGCCAUCGGAGCUGCUCACCCUUUUCAAAGACAGCGAGUACGACCUCGCGACCGAGCGGCGGAGGGCAGAGGAGCGGGCAGGGAACAUCCCAUGGGUUCGAAGGUUUCCCCACGAGAGAGGGAACUGGCCGACGCACGUCUUCAUUCCAGUGCCCAACUCCUCAGCUUUCAAGAGCAUGGCGGAGGCGAGCGUCUCGCACUUCCGGCAAAGGCUAGCUGCGGCGUGGAGAGAUAGGCACGGGCGUGCUGAAGGUGGGAAGGGCGGGAGGAAGCGCACAAGUGAUGGCCGGCGGCGUUCCAACCAAGCGAGCGCUUCAUCGGCUGGGAAACUCGAUCCUCCGGAGGUAGUAAUGAAUAACAUGGAUCCCUCAGGGCGACAGCACCUUAGCCUCUCAAAAACGACCGCUCUGCGAGCCCACCAGAUAGACCCGUUCGUGCAGGGGCUUAAGGACGCCGUCAAAUCGUCUCGCAGGGUCAGGGGGGGGCGAAAAAUGGUUCUCGGCCUCAUCGCGAAGGUCGACCCAUUGAUGCGAAGGUUCAAGCAGUCAGGGUACUACGAGGAGCCCAUCGUACACGUGAGCGUCGCUUCGGUGCUAGGGGACGUCAGCACGUACGUCAGCUCCUCCUCUCGCGUCCCUUCUUCCUCGUCCUCAUCCUCCUCGCCGGGAAAAGGACCACCACGUGCUUCGCCACCGGGAGUGGUUGCCAGUGAAGCCCGCCACAAAGUAGGAGGUGGCAAAGACCCCCAAGAGGAUGGCAGCAGCAGCAGUGACGAUGACGAAGACAGCAGCAGUAUUAGCAGCGACGAUGUUCCUUCGGAGGUUUGUCUUACGGUCGACGUUGUUAUGUGCAAGGCUGGCACAACGUACUUUGAGGCACCGUUGGCAGGCCGUUGAUGGGGGACAGAAGCGACAGAGUCAAGGG
This is a messenger RNA of Ectocarpus sp. CCAP 1310/34, 1071 nucleotides long. The record is from the annotation of a GenBank genome assembly. Lineage: Eukaryota; Phaeophyceae; Ectocarpales; Ectocarpaceae.